UUAUAUCAUCUCAUCUCAUCGAUAUCUAAAAAGUAAAUUCUUAGGUCGGACUUACCAAAAUGGUUUUUCUCAUAUUUGCUUCCUUCUUCUUCUUCGUCGUCGUCUUCCUCAAAUUCUCCCCCAAAUCAAGAAACCUCCCUCCAGGGCCAUGGAAGCUACCUCUCAUCGGAAACCUCUACAAUCUCGCCGGCGACCUCCCCCACCGCGCGCUGCAGCGAUUGUCCCUCAAAUACGGGCCGUUGAUGCACGUCCGCCUCGGCGAACUCUCCGCCGUCGUCGUCUCCUCCCCCGACGCCGCAAGAGAAGUAAUGCGAACUCACGACGUCAAAUUCGCUUCCAGGCCACGAAUUCUGGUGGCGGAAAUCAUGCUCUACGACUGCACCAGCAUCACUUUCAGCCCUCCGGGCGACUACUGGCGGCACCUCCGCAAGAUCUGCACGUCGGAGCUACUGUCGGCGAAGCGCGUCCAGUCGUUCCGGCCGCUGCGGGAGCAAGUUUUCUCCGAUCUCGCGAGGUGGACUGCUUCCGGCGAAGGAUCGCCGGUGAAUCUGUCGGAGAAGAUACUCUCGUCGACCUACGAAUUCACGACGCGGGCGGCGUUCGGAUCCAAAACGGACAAGAAGCAGCGGUUUCUGGAGAUACUGACGGAGGCUUUCGGGUACGCCGCCGGAUUCAAUAUUGCAGAACUGUUUCCUUCCAUCGGAGUUGUCCGAACCCUGAGUCCGGCGAGGAAGAGGAUGAUGGUUUUGCGCCGGGAAUUGGACGCCAUACUCGACGAGAUCAUCCACCAACACGAAGAAUCCGACAAUGAUAAAGAAGAUCUGGUCGACGUUCUUCUUAAGUAUCGCCACGAUUCCGAUUCCGGGCAAGAACUUGCUUUGACACCAGACAACAUCAAAGCUGUAAUCUUGGACGUAUUAGGCGCGGGAAGUGAGACGUCGGCGACAACGAUCGAUUGGGCGAUGGCGGAGAUGCUAAAAAAUCCCAUAGUCCUGGAAAAGGCCCAAGAAGAGGUCCGGCAGGUUUUCGACGAGCAAGGGGGCCUCAUCGACGAAUCGGGCAUUCCGGAACUCAAGUAUUUGAAGCUAAUUAUCAAAGAAACUUUGAGAUUGCAUGCGCCGGUGCCGCUAUUGCUGCCUAGGAAAUGCGACGAGGCGUGCGAGCUUAUGGGGUACGAGAUACCGGAGGACACGAAGAUCAUCGUGAAUACGUGGGCUAUAAACCGGGACCCCAAGUAUUGGCGCGACCCCGAGAGCUUUAAGCCGGAGAGAUUUCUCGACAGCCCGAUUGAUUACAAAGGCAGUAAUUUUGAGUACACCCCUUUUGGGUCCGGAAGAAGGAUAUGCCCCGGGAUUGUUUAUGGACUCGCCAAUGUCGAGACGCCGCUGGCAAUGUUGCUCUACCACUUCGACUGGAAAUUGCCCGACGGACUGAAACCGGAGGAGAUGGAUAUGGCGGAAAGGGCUGGCAUUACAGCUAGCCGAGCAAAGGAUUUGGUUGUUGUUCCCGUCGUUAAAAGGCCCUUACCGCCUGUCGUUAAAUGAUCGUACAUAUGACGGCUAAUACGACGGCUGUUACAUUGCUGAUAGGAUAUUAAUGUAAUAAGUGAAAGAGAUUUAUGGUGCGAAAGGGUUGAAAUAGGCACAAUACAAAUAAAUGACACGGUAGUAUGGGGUUGAACGUGUGACCAUAAAGUAAUAGGUUAAAAGCCUGAACCCCGUAAGGGGAUUCGGAUAUUCAGUAAUAUAUAUUUUUUGUUGGACGGAGAAAUAUUAUAUUUAGAUGACAUUGAUUUAAGUAUAUCAA
Molecule: messenger RNA, 1806 nt
Organism: Andrographis paniculata
Lineage: Eukaryota; Viridiplantae; Streptophyta; Magnoliopsida; Lamiales; Acanthaceae
Product: salviol synthase-like
Exons: 2
Coding region: 60-1544 (494 amino acids)
Molecular function (GO): heme binding; monooxygenase activity; iron ion binding
Source: RefSeq, a predicted model, not a curated record